Molecule: messenger RNA, 5913 nt
Organism: Hemibagrus wyckioides
Lineage: Eukaryota; Metazoa; Chordata; Actinopteri; Siluriformes; Bagridae
Gene: bcorl1
Product: BCL6 corepressor-like 1
Exons: 12
Coding region: 1187-5803 (1538 amino acids)
Biological process (GO): negative regulation of transcription by RNA polymerase II
Cellular component (GO): nucleus
Molecular function (GO): protein binding; transcription corepressor activity
Source: RefSeq, a predicted model, not a curated record
AAGUAACAGUAUCUGUAACUAAAAUACGGUACAUUUUCAAGCAGCCAUUGGAGGGUGAAUGUGGAGAGUUAGCCCAAAGUACGAUGUUUCCUCAUGUGGGUGAUUUCAGCCUCACAAUGUUGUCUGGCUUUCUCUCUCGAUUUAUCUCUGCGAUGAGGAAGGCGUUGUAGUUGGACUACACACUCGUGGUCACCGAAAGAUGCGGUCAGUCUUCUUUAGGGUUCCACAUUAUUUUGCAUUUUAGUUGAUUAUCGACAGGACUGCUGUCCAUCGGAAGGGACGUGUCGUUAGUUUUUGCCUCCGUCGUGGCCACACGAGUGUGCAUAUCAACAACACUGCUGCUUUUCUACGCGAAGUCUUUUUCCGAGAUCCCGUUCAGAAGAACUACAUCGCCUUGUGUUUGUGUGCCUCACCCUUUCAGUUGUGUGCGGAUCACGAGGAGUUUGUUUAAUUUAUUGGCCUAAUUUUAAACAGAACAUUUCCACCUUAGAAUCGGCGCCGUCUUUCUGUAUUGUGUGAUCACCUAAUUGUUCAUCAGGCUCGGUCCGGCGAGUGUACUAUAGACAGAGUUUAAGCAAGAGGGCAUUUAUUUUUUAUCUCGCGGAUAAUACGUUUUAUUCUGUUAUUAUGGGGGGAAAUCGGCGGUCUCCAUACGACAUUUGGUUUCAAUCCCGCAUCCUGUAUCCUUGUAUCGUCUCCUUUGUGUGUGUGAGCUCUGAGCUGCGCUGCCGACACACCGGGAGAGAGUGGGCUCAGGUUGGAUUUCUCUGCCCUGCCUUUUACAUUUCUGUCCUGCAGACCAUAUCAGAAAGCGAGAAGAGAUUCCCUUCACCCCAGCAGAUUGACUAAUGUGGUUAGUCUAAAGCUUAAUUUAGCAAUCUCAAAUGAGGUAUAUCACAGAAGUAACGAGCUUUUUGGUCAGUAGAGCACCGAAACCGGCGGCGAUGAGAGCUCGCGUGGGCCGAUAAACUUUACUAACAGAUCCACUGCUGUCCGUUAGCCAGCCUCGCUUGACCUCGGCGCACCGGACAGACAGAGGGACAGACAGACUUGUGUGUGGGACCAGUUUUUAAACUGAGAGUUCGCGUUUUCCCAGGCAUUUUACACAUCUCAGUAAUUUAAAGAAAUUCAUGUACAUCUUCGACACACUUAAAGGAAUGCUGUGUUAAGAAAUUAAAAAACGCCUAUGCAGGUGGAUCCCUCACCAAUGAAUGUAGGGGAUGGAGGCACGUUGAGCAAAGAGAGCAGUGCCCUUACACAGCUGUCAGAGAGCAUGGUGGGGAAUCCACAGCAGACACUGCCUCCUGAACUCAGAGGAGACGUGCCUCACGGUCAGCAGAACAAACUGAGGACAUCUACAGACUGCAAAAUGCCUGGUGUCUGCUCUGAUGCCAGCAAGGCUAGCAAGACCAGCAAUUCAAACCAUUGUUCUGAAGUCCCUUCUCCCCAGCUUCGCAACAAUGCUCCUGUGUUCAGCACUGAUUCUUUUAGCACGCCAUUACCCGAUAGAACAGAAGUUCCUAAAGCCCAGGCUGAAGGUGCUGCUGACUGCCCGACUCAGCACUGGCCUUGUGGUAAAAAGGUUGGCUCAGAAGACUUGAAGAGCUUGGUUCAUAAUAAUGUGACUCAAAAUAAAAAAGCUCCUCAGAGCACUGGGCCUUCCCAACCUGUUAUCAGCCUUUCCCCAGGAUUUCAAUGUUCAACCAUCUUUAAACCAGGCCAACCUGUUGCUUUCCUUCCAUCUGCAAAUUUUGCUUCUUCUCUUUGUAAGAUCACCUUGCCUCCAGGAUUGGGCCAGAUUGCCGCUCUAAGAGAAGCCACAGCUAGUCAGUUUCAAAAGGACUGUCCAGUGCCCUGUUCUGGCUCAAGUAUGACUCCAAGGCUCAAAACGUACCCUUAUCAGUUUUCUGUAGGUCGAGGUGUUGCUGAGAAGAAACCACUGUCAUCAGCAUCUAAAGGAAGAUGUGACCAUGGCUCUAAUGCAAAGGGCUGCAAAGGUGUAGGAGAGCACAAAUCAACAAUUUCCUCUGCUGUUAGCCCCACUAUUGCUCUCCCAGCGCAACAGGCCACACAAGCCUCAGCCCCACUGACUCAUUAUACUAUCUCUCCCACUGCUGCCAUCUGCUGUAGCUCAGCACUGGCCAACAUUACCACUCAGAGCAGGCUUCUAAGCCUUGUAGAGAAAUGUCCACCAUAUAGAGGAAUCGAAAAGAAUUCUGUGGCAUAUUUAAAGCCAAAGACUGUAUCGUCUACUGAGGAACAUAAUGCUCUGUGUUCUCCAGAAGCCAGAGAUGUACCUCUUGACCUAUCUUCAAAAUCCAAACGCCAGAAAAGCAUUAAGGAUGCUCAAAACAGCCCGACUGCCACAACUGAGCAAUGCUUAUUUGAGCCUCAUCAAAAGAAUUCCCAUGCCUCCAAAAGACCUCAGACUUCCUCUUUUGGUUCAGUUUCUAAUUAUGCUCUUCUACCAGAUACCCAACGAAAUGGCUCAGCCCAGAGAUCCACCUCAAAACUCAGCAAUCACAAUUUGGAACCCAGUGCAUCAUGGGACAAAGGCUCAUCUCAAGGUUCCUUAAACAACCUCCCAGGAACAUAUGUAGGAGUAGCAAGCCCUAUACUAGCCUCCACCUUGCGAAGCAAGGAUGGAAAAAGUGCUGCUUUUGUCGAAGACGUACAGAUAUUUGCUAAGCAAGAGACUAUUUCAAUUAUUGAUCAAGGUGAACAGUUAGCCUCAAGAGGCAAGAAGACACCUUUGACAGUUAAAGGUGAUGGGCAAAAUAAAGGUGGUAAGAAUACUUCUGCUAGUAGUACCACCCCUGCAAUGCAGGAGAUUUCAUCCAAGCCACUAUUUACUUCUUCAAACUCGCAAUCACCUAGGACUUUGGGUGGAAAAGCAGGGAUUCCAUUUACACCUCCAGGUAAACCAUUGUGGCACCAACCACUUUUUCAGGGGAUGUCUUUGCAGAAGCAUCCAGCUCAGAGCCAAGCCCCUUCUAAGGUCAAAGGCAGCCCGAGUUGCGAUGGCCCCUUGUUUCAUAAAUGUGAACUAAGCCCCACUAAUUUAAAGAAAGAAAAAUGGGAGAAAACCCAUUCCCCCUUAUCCAACUUGGAGUCAAUAGUAAAACAGAAAGCUCUUGAGACUACUGCACUGACUGGUGAAACCUACUGCAAUAUAUCAUCUGUGGGAUCCAGGAAGCCUGAGGUGGCCAACUUGCACAGCAGGUCUCAGAACCCUCCAGUGCAGCAAACUGUGGCCACUGGCUUUACACCCUGUGGAACAUCAGAGCUCCAAGACACUAAGGCAGGUAGCAAUUCCCCGUUUACAGAUGCAACAGUGGACAACAGGCAGGAGGCCACAAUUGUGUUUGUGCCCAAAGAGAAGUGCCAUGACAAACAAGCAAAGCAAACUGAAAAUAUUACAAGCCAAAAAUCAGAGCUCAGUACUCCUAAGAAAAGAUGUGCAUCCAGUAAUAAAGCUGGCAAGAAGGACAGUAUGCUGGCUUCAAAUCCUGAGGAGAGAACAAGAGAAGACCCUGUAGUACAAAGAGAACUUGCACCUAAUUCAAAUCUGGAGAGCAUAUCCUUUCCUCAGCACCAGAAUACAACAGAAGCAGAAGAAGAGAAAAAAAUUAAUGGUGGUAAAAAUGAUAGUGUUUUUAAAGGAAAAGUACCUGUCACCAAACAGAAGAAACCAAGGAAGAAAGAGAAGACCUCUCCUGAAACAUUAAAAAAGGCUGCAAUUCCUAAGAAAAAAUCUCGGAUGAAGGAUAGUUCAACAGUCGUUCCUAACUCUAAAAAAAAGAGGGGUGGUACAUCUACAGCAGAGGAGAGCUCACUGAAGGAGAGCCCACAGAAGCAGAGCUCACUGAAGGAGAGCCCACAGAAGCAGAGCUCACUGAAGGAGAACCCAUGCCCAGUCCCUGAAGUUGGGGCUAAGAAUCACAAAGGAAAGUGUACUCCAGUUAAAACAUCGCAACCUCCCUGUAGCAAACCUGAUUUUGAAAACAGUCCUGCGAGAAGUGUGCAGGUGGACCCUGCCUCCCUCACUAAGACUGAUCAGCCCUGUAAGGAAUCUAACUUGAAGCAAGUGUCCUCUCCAAGGCCGAAACGAGGGCGCCGACGCACUGAUGAUGCUUUGCUGCGAGAUUGGAGCUUUGCUUCUCCACCUACUCCUCCUCCUCCCCCAGAAUCCCCUUCUUCCCCGCUUGUGCCAAGUCCUGUUUUCCCACUCAGACGACCUCGGGGCAGGCCUCGUCUUAAUCCACUGCCUGAAGGUGGGGACACCGACAACAUUAGACCUGCUCAGGUGGCAGAGAGAGGAGACCAGGCCUCUGCAAAAAAGAGAAAGCGAUGCAGGAACCGCAAGUACCAGAAUGGGGAGUACAUUACAGAUAAGGAAAAGGAAGCCAACAGGGAGAAUGAGAAGUUUAUGGAUGGAAAAAAUGAAGAAACAGAUGCGGACCCUCCUCUUACUCCUCUUACUGCCACUUUGCCAUGUGAUGAUCCCAAUCCUGACCACAACCCCAAGAAGUCCCUGAACACCCGCUCAGGGACCAUGCGUCUUCAGGAGAGUCCAUCCACCCCUGAAUUUAUUGACAAACCUCCAGGAAAGAGAAAGUUUAAAAGCAAGCACUUGUGUGAUGCUGAAGAACAGAAAAAGCUUAAGAUCAAACGAGGCCUUGCAGGGAAGCGCUCCACAUGCAUCUCCACAGAUGAGGACAGUCCUGUGGCCAAAAAACCUUCCACUCCUUUCUCUGCCCCAAAGGAAUCGUCAUCUCCUUUUCCUAAGAAGAAAGGUCCUGGAAAGGGCGGGAUUCCAGAAUCCACACCAAGCCGUCCUGUACCUCCAGAGGUUCGCCGAUUGAUUGUGAACAAAAAUGCAGGGGAGACUCUUUUACAAAGAGCUGCUAGGCUGGGAUACCAGGAAGUGGUGCUAUAUUGCCUGGAGAAGGAUGUGAGAGAGGUGAACCGCCGGGACAAUGCUGGCUACACAGCACUGCACGAGGCAUGUGCUCGUGGUUGGACGCACAUCGUGCAGGUGCUGCUGAAACAUGGCGCUGAUGUCAACUGUAGCGCACAAGAUGGGACACGCCCCAUUCAUGAUGCGGUUGCAGCUGAUAGCCUGCCAGCAGUGUGGAUGCUGUUAAACCACGGUGCAGAUCCAACUCUGGCCACCUACUCUGGCCAAACAGCUGUUAAACUGGCCCAAAGUCCCAGCAUGAAAACCUUCCUCAAAGAGUACUUCACUGACCUAGAAGGACGCCCUGAUCAGGACCCAAGUCUACAGUGGGAUUUUUACAGCAGCUCAGUGUUUGAGAAGGAUCAGGAGGCCUGUUGGGACUUCCUGCUGUCUCAGCCUGAAGAGGAAGACAAGGAAGAAUGGAGAGAUCAGGGAAAGGAAAAGGACAUUGAUUGCCUUUUAUUCGAGUUCUCCUCUGAACCCCUAUUACCCUGCUACCAUGUUCAAGUAUCACUAACACAGGGUUUUUGCAAUUGGUUUCUGCUGAUGGAUGUGUUGAAGCGCCUGAAGGUCUCAGCUCGCAUCUUUCGGGCAAGGUAUCCUCAGUUUGAGGUGGUGAGCCUCACAAGGGCCGAACUUUGGAGGCAGGUGAGCGUUAGUCAGACGUGCAUUGCCCCAGAUGAUCUGCGACCCGUUGAUGAGGAGGAGGAAGAAGAGACAGUCGAGCUGGUGCGAUGCAUACCAGAGUUACAGGGACUGCUAGGCUCAUCCAUCCAGCUGCUACAAGAAGACGACAAUGAUGAUGAGAGGUCAGAGGUCAGAGAUAGCCUCUGCAACCGAUAGCGACGUCCUGAGAUGAGUGAGUAGCUGUUCACAGGCACUUGCGCCUCUUUAUUUACUGGUAGAUGCACUGCUACUAAAACCAGCACUUUGUAUGUACACAAAAUGGCUCA